AAGAGCUUUAACGUGUUGAGAUUUUCUUCAACACACUCGUUUUUCAUUUGCCAGAACCACUACACGAGGUUGUAGUAACGUAGUAAAUCUAACAGGUGGCACUAGAAACCGUCAAAACAUGGAGCCUGAACAGGAGGUUUAGUAUUCUGAUACAGCUGACGAGGCCGAGGCACGGAGAAGGAUGCUGAGGGCUCGUCGCUCUACCAGCCUUAUCAAGGGGGCAUCUACCCAUCAGAGUCCCACCAGACACUCACCUGUUAAAGGUGGCACGUACGAUUCAGAGCUAAUGAGGGUGUUACGAGAAAGAGAUGAACUGCAAAACAUGUUGGAGAAACAAGAGCGGCACCUCUCAGAGAUCCAGGCCAAUGUUAAAGUGCUCACAGCCGAACGGGACAAGACCAGAAUGCACUACCAGCAGGCUCAAGAGGAGAUAGCAGCUCUACGACGGGAGGUCAUGAAGUCAAAGGCCGCACGAGGGCCCAAGAGCAGUGUGACCGCUCAGAGCAUCCUGAAACGAGUGGAGGCCGAACGGGACGAGGCCAUAACAGACCUCAACCGCAUGACCACAGAAAGAGACAGCCUGAGAGAGAGACUCAAGAUCUCUCAGGAGACAGCCAUCAGCGAGAGAGCUCACCUGGAGCAGAGGGUGGAGGACCUGCAGGUUGCUGUACUCACACUGGAGCAGGAGCGAGGGGAACAGAAAAGCAGGCACACUCAGAUGAGGGAGACAAUGAUGAGUCUGGAGGAGGAAGUUCAAAUACUUGGGCGAAAACUCAAUGCCAGUGAGGAAGAACUCAACCACCUCACAAAUGAGUGCAGCAGCCGCAGACUCACAAAUAAUCAGUUGGAAAUCUCUCUGAGUGAGAAUCAGCGAAGACUAACCAGCAGGAUUGGAGAGCUACACAACACUCAGGAGAGAAAUAAAAUGCUGGAUGAGAAGAAUGACUCUCUCCUGAGGCAGGUGACUGCUAUGCAAGAGGAGAUGAACACACUGCGGGGAACAGUCUCAGAGCUGGACCAGCACAGAGUCUCACUGCAGGAACAACUGGAGAAAAAGACCGAUCUGCUCAGCACAGCAGAUGACCAGCUAGAUGAGAAGGAGAAAACCAUCAGGAGCUUGAAACUGAGAACCAAGGAUCUUGAGACAACUCUAAUUGUGUUAUGUUCACCAUCCAGAGCUCUGAGGGAGACCGUAGCUGGCAGAGAAAGAGAGCUGGAUUUUCUGAGGAGGAAGCUGUCAGACUCUGAAAACAAGAUGGGCACAGCGAUGAAAGUCAAAGACGCCACAUUGCAAAAGAACGGCCAGCUGAGGGAAGACCUUGACAAAGCACAUCUGGAGAAUCAGACUUUACAGCUCAAGCUGGAUGAAGCUAAUGAGGAAAUAGAAGACUUGCAGAAAAAAGUACAAGUUCACAUUGCUGAUAUCUCACGCACUGAAGAUCUGUUGUCUGCUAAGGAGCGUGAGUGCAGAGAACUGCAAGAGUCUCAAAGGAAAGCGUCACUUCAGGUGGAAAGCUGGGAGGAGCAGGCCAGACAUGCUGAAACCACUGUCAUUGAACUCCGUCUUGAGCUUCACAAUUCAAACUUAGAGAUCCUUCGACUCAAAGAAAGAGCAGACAGCCUAGAGAGCAGCCUGCAACAGGCACUGAGUGCAGAGCAUAGCUGUACUAGCCAGCUGUCUCAGCUUAACCGAAAGAUGAUUCACAUGGAGGAAGUUCUGCGUCAGGCCCAGACUGAGCGCAUACAGGUGCAGACCGACCUGGAAAAAACACGAGAGCUCUGCGUCAAACUGGACGCCAGCAAAGAAGCUGUGCAGAGUGAGCUGGAAUCAUGCCACUCUGAGAUUGAGCUGUUACAGAAGCAGCUGGCCAGCGAACGUCUGUCUGUUCAGACUUUGGAGAGCCUGCUGGUGUCUUCACGAGAAAAGGAGCUACAGAGGCAGCUCACCUCUCAGGAAAGACAGACCGAAAUACAAAUUCUCAAGGACAAACUCAGCAUGGCUGACAGCAAAGUGAGUUCUCAGAGUAGGGAAAUGGCUCAACUGAGGACACGAUCAACCCAGCUGGAGGCAGAUCUUGAGAUGACCAAGAGACACCUGGCCACUGAGCGCUUUGAACGGGAGCGUGCAGUACAGGAGCUGCGUAGGCAAGGACUCUCAGCUAUUUCUCCUGUCCUCUCCUCCACUAUGCGCUCCUCAUCCACUUCCCGUCGUCACUCUCUGAGUCCUCACAGAUCAUGGUCUCCAGAACGCUCUCAUCACAGCACACCUGACCCACUGCUUGUGCCACAUUACCCUGACAGGAGUCUGAAUUUCAGGGACCUUUAUGACUGAGAAGAUCUCAAUACUCCCAUUUUGAUGGCAUAAUUCAUUCAUUUCAUCUCCUUAGGUCUUGGAUUCU
Molecule: messenger RNA, 2399 nt
Organism: Sinocyclocheilus anshuiensis
Lineage: Eukaryota; Metazoa; Chordata; Actinopteri; Cypriniformes; Cyprinidae
Product: testis specific, 10
Exons: 19
Coding region: 182-2332 (716 amino acids)
Source: RefSeq, a predicted model, not a curated record